AGCUGUCCCAAGAGACAAAACUCUUUUUCAAGAGGAAAAGUUUCAUAUAGCUUGGACACAUAGGCAAUCAUUAAUUAGCUGCCUCGAACUCUAACAUUAUUUCCACGAAAUUUGUGUGAUCCGAGAGUCUGAGAGGUUUCCCUUGCGGCAUUUAUAGACAUGGGUCCUUUGGAGAGUCUUCCUAUUGCCAUCAUUUCCUCUGCAGAGUUUCCUUCUUCAGACCCGACUUCUUUCGAGGGAGGGCCCGUUCAUUUCUUUUAUCGUGUCAAACUUGCACCAUGGGGGUUGAGUUUGGUGUUCCAUUGUCAGAAAUUGCAACCUCUAACACCCAUGGCGAAGACUCCCCUUACUUUGCUGGCUGGAAAGCUUAUGAUGAAGAUCCUUAUGAUGCUGUCAGCAAUCCUUCAGGAGUCAUUCAGAUGGGAUUGGCAGAAAACCAAGCUUCGUUUGAUCUACUGGAAAACUAUUUGGAGCAACACCCGGAAACAUCCUGCUGCCAAGGAAGUGGAAUCUCUAGCUUCAGAGAAAAUGCCUUAUUUCAAGACUACCAUGGGCUCAAAACAUUCAGAGAGGCAAUAGCAAGUUUUAUGGAGCAGGUAAGAGGGGGGAGAGCUAAGUUUGACCCCGACCGCAUUGUUCUCACUGCAGGCGCCACUGCAGCAAAUGAGCUACUGACCUUCAUCUUAGCAGACCCAGGAGAUGCUUUGCUAAUUCCAACUCCCUACUAUCCAGGAUUUGAUAGAGAUCUAAGAUGGCGAACUGGAGUUCGCAUAAUUCCAGCCCACUGCCACAGCUCGAAUGGCUUCCAGAUCACCAUCAAAGCCUUGGAAGAUGCACACGCCAAAGCAGUAGCCGCAAACGUCAGAGUCAGAGGAAUUCUAUUGACAAACCCAUCAAACCCACUGGGAACUGCAAUCACAAGGUCUGUUCUUGAAGAGAUCCUCGACUUUGUUGUGCAGAAGGACAUCCACUUGAUAUCGGAUGAGAUCUACUCGGGUUCGGUAUUCUCCUCGGCCGAGUUUGCGAGCAUAGCUGAAAUUGUUGAAGCCCGAGGUUAUGAAGAUUCUGAUAGGGUUCAUAUCGUCUAUAGCCUUUCAAAGGAUCUUGGGCUGCCAGGCUUUAGAGUGGGGACGAUAUACUCGUACAACAAUAGAGUGGUGACGACAGCUAGAAGAAUGUCCAGCUUUACACUCGUCUCAUCCCAUACUCAAAAGAUGUUGGCCUCCAUGCUGUCUGAUAGGGAGUUCACAGAGAAUUAUAUAAAGACAAACAGGGAGAGGCUUAGGGAGAGGUACGAGUAUAUUGUUGAAGACCUGAAGAAUGCUGGGAUUGAGUGCUUGCAAGGGAAUGCUGGUCUGUUUUGCUGGAUGAAUCUUGGGCCGUUGCUUGAAGAGGCCACAAGAGAGAGAGAGCUGAGCCUUUGGAAGUUGAUAUUGCUGGAGGUGAAGCUCAACAUAUCCCCAGGCUCUUCAUGCCACUGUUCUGAAGCUGGUUGGUUUAGGGUGUGCUUUGCUAAUAUUAGCAAGCAGACACUAGAUGUAGCACUAUGGAGAAUAAAGGCAUUCGUGGAGAAGAGCAACGCAAGAAAACCGCAAGCUUAGCCGCGAUUUCUUUUUGACCUUUUUACCUAUUAUGAUGGUAAAAUCAUUUUUGUUGAAGUCCUCCCUUUUUUUUUUCUUUUUUUCUUUUUUUCCUUCUUUUUCUAUGAUGAGAAGGUUUAUAGUUUGAAGGAGGUACUGGAUACCUCUUUCAUUUUUUAUUUUAUUUUAUUUUUUUACAUCAACAAACUUCAAAUCCUCCAUCCUUUAAAACCAAAUAAAGUCACUACAAGCAAAGAUACUCAGUUCAACCUAUAUAAUGUUGUUUAGCUAAGCAUGCAUGUAAUAUGAACGUUUUUGUGGAGACAGAGAAAUAAAGCCCCUUUCUUUUUGAAUAAUAGUACCUCCUGAGCAAAGAGAAAUUAUAUGUUAUGCUAUGCG
Elaeis guineensis (African oil palm) is the source of this 1979-nucleotide messenger RNA. Its product is annotated as 1-aminocyclopropane-1-carboxylate synthase 7. Gene Ontology annotation, molecular function: transaminase activity; pyridoxal phosphate binding. The record is from RefSeq and is a predicted model, not a curated record. Gene Ontology annotation, biological process: biosynthetic process; amino acid metabolic process. Lineage: Eukaryota; Viridiplantae; Streptophyta; Magnoliopsida; Arecales; Arecaceae.